Maniola jurtina (meadow brown) is the source of this 959-nucleotide messenger RNA. It is a transcript of the gene tsu, whose product is annotated as RNA-binding protein 8A. NCBI's taxonomy places the organism in Eukaryota, Metazoa, Arthropoda, Insecta, Lepidoptera, Nymphalidae. The transcript has 5 exons. Gene Ontology annotation, molecular function: mRNA binding. Gene Ontology annotation, cellular component: nucleus; cytoplasm; exon-exon junction complex. Gene Ontology annotation, biological process: RNA splicing. The record is from RefSeq and is a predicted model, not a curated record. The coding region runs from base 160 to 657 and encodes 165 amino acids.
CAAUAUAAAAAAUCUCAAACAAGCGUUCAAGGUUCAAGCGUUGAUUUCAUUGAAAAUUAUUGAAAAGCAUUUUUAAUAAAAAGCUUUAAUUUCUCAAUAUUUAAUAUAGCUGUUUUAAAAUUGUUAAGGCCUAGUUUAUAAUUUAAAACCACAUCAACAAUGGCUGAUGUUCUAGAUAUUGAGAAUUCAGAGGAAUUCGAAGUCGACGAAGAUGGGGAACAGGGCAUUGCACGGUUGAAGGAGAAGGCACGUAAACGCAAGGGCCGUGGGUUCGGCAAUGAAACAGGAGUUGGUGGUUCAGAGAGAGGCAACAGAGGAAGAUACGAUAGUCUAGCCCCAGAAGGUGACGGUAAUACACCAGGGCCGCAGCGGUCUGUAGAAGGCUGGAUCCUAUUUGUAAGCAAUGUACAUGAGGAGGCACAGGAGGAAGAUAUACAGAACCAAUUCUCGGAGUUUGGUGAGAUCAAGAACAUACAUCUCAACCUGGACCGGCGCACUGGCUUCCUGAAGGGCUACGCUUUGGUGGAGUAUGAAACUCAUAAGGAAGCAGCUAGCGCUAGAGAAGCCCUAGACGGCACAGACAUCCUGGGACAGGCCAUCUCAGUGGACUGGUGCUUCGUCAAAGGCCCCACCAAGACGCACAAGAAACGACGAUAACCACUUGUAAUGAAGAUAAAUGUAUUGCACUUACUUUUUACUUACGCCAAGGAAAUUCUAUUCCAAAAGACUGUCUAUUCAGUGAAUAUGUUACUGUAAAAGUCCGAAGUACGGUAAAUCCUGAGAUUUUCAGAAAAACCUUAGAAUUACAAUUACGUUUAGAUUCGGCGUUCAAAUUUUACUGGUUUUUUUAAAUGAAAUAAAAUCAAAUUUAUCUCAUCUCACUAAUAUUAUAAAGGCGAAAGUUUGUAUGUGUGUGUGUGUGUGUGUGUGUGUGUAUGUUUGUUACUCCUUCACGCAAA